AUGUCUGGAGAAGCUGAGCUGCAGAUGCUGCUUGUGCUGCUACUUCUGUUACCAAUGGCAUUCAGACUGACAGCUCUUCGUGCCAGACCAACAACUGUACUUCAUAGCUGUGGAAUAAGAGACUGGCAGAAGCAGCAGCAGCUUCCCCCCAUCUCCGCAGAGACAACAGCAGCCAGCCGCUCUACUGCUACCCCAGGACCUUCGGGCGUCUCUCCAGGGUCUACCACUCAACUUCAGGGAUCAGCUUGCAAAGUGAUCGGCAUGGAAGUCCUUACAAAAUCGCCUGCUGAGCAGAUCAUUAUUCAGAAAGGGAAUGCUGGAGAAAGCAGCAGCCGAAGGAUGAAGCAUCUUUCUCAACAGCCAUCAACAUCCUCAUCCAAGGAAUCAAAAUAUGUGGAGAUUUAUGAUUUCCCAGGAGGGAGGGGUGAGAGUCCUCAGACUGUAAAACUGACUUUGGCAGGGAAUGGAAGUAAAGUGGCCUUUAUCAGACCUAAAAAUGGAUCUUGUGGGAUCAGUGAGGUUAACAGACUGGCUAACAAUAUGCUGGCAGACAAAUCUGAAAAUCAAGAGUCCCAGGAUUAUAAAUCUAAAAUGGAAGGCUCUCCUUCUCCCAUGGGGAUGAAAGCUGAUGAGAAUCAUCUUCAUCCUCUAGUCCUUCACCAGUCCAAAAUACAGGGUGCUUUCCAAAAAUGGAUGAUGUGGGAACAGGGGGGAAAAACCUCCUCUUCUUCAUUUGGAUAUGACAGUGAUGAAGACGAUGAUGCAGAGUGUAAAGAAAUCUGUCUGAGUAACCAGAGGGGAGAAUGUCGGCGUGCUUCACAACUGCUGCAGUCACAACACAGCUAUAGCAGUGAAAACAACAGUAAUAAUGAUGAAGCACAUUAUAUUACAACCCAUGAAAUCCAGCUUAGUGAAGUGGACCAUGACAUGGAUUUUGACUAUGGAUUAGCCUCCCGGUGGGACUUUGAGGACAACAAUGUGAUCUAUUCCUUUGUGGAUUAUGCUUCUUUUGGGAGUGAAGAGACUCUUGCAGACACACAGACAGAAGAAGACAAUAGUUGUUAUCUCAGUACAACCACUAGCGAUCCCAAUAAUCAGACAGACAGUAUCGAUAAUACCAGCAGUACAGAGAUAGUCAGCAUUAAUUCUGAAAACGAUACCCCCAUCACAGACAAAUGCACCAGCUCGGAAGAAAGUCAGUCCAAGAACCUCAGCAACAUGAGUGAGAAUUCUGCAGGCCAGAUACUCCUAUCAAUCAAACCAACUUCCAGGGCUAUAAAUGAGCCUAGCAACCAGCCCAAAAAGCAAAACAUUAUUUAUGCUGCCAAGCAUGAAGGCGACAUGAGUGUCUGUGUCUCUACAGCUCAUGAACAAAAUUCAAGUUUAAAACAAGAUGUGUUUCAUGACUAUGCAAAAAAAUUUAUUGCAGUACCUGCACGCUUGCAAACAAAGUGUGGAGCCAUAAGAGGAAGAGAAUUGGGAGGAUAUUCAAGUGGUGCUUCCAGCGUGGUAAGUGAGCUGGAUGAUGCAGAUAAAGAAGUAAGAAGCCUAACAGCAAGGGCAUUCCGGAGCUUAGCUUAUCCCUAUUUUGAUACUCUGAACUUGAGCUCCAGAGAAUCCUCCACAUCUCUUUCAGACCAUAAUUUAGGAAUCAACCGGUGGUCAACUUACUUGGAUUUAAAGUGUGGCAGCCUUGGGCAGAAAGCAGAGCAGAAUCUUUUCAAAAGCAACACUACAUCUGCUGGAUGGAAUAGAAGUACUGGGACUAAAACCUCCACUGACCAGUUCUAUAUUCACUCUAAUAAGUCACAGACUAAAGCAUUGGAGUUUGUUGUCAGCAAACUUGAUGGGGAAAUAACACAUGUUGAAACACCACCUUGCUUUGAAAAACGGAUCCAGUCAGGAUCCCGGGUUGUUACUUUGUUGGAGACUUUGAAUUUCAGCAGCAACAUUAAUGCGGGAGUCCACAGACUUGCUAAACCUUCUGAAAAUACUACUGUUGGAUCAAGUUGCACAGAUGAAGUUACAGACACACUGUCUAAGGAGCUGGGCAAUGAAGCCUGCAAACAAUCUGAGUCAGCUGCAGAAACCAUGGACGGCACACAGAAGAAAUCAAAAUUUGCAUCUAGUCUCCUCAAAAAUGUCAUCUCAAAGAAAAUGCAACUGGAGCAUGAAUUCAAAAUGGAAAGGGGAGAGAUCACAGACACCACAUAUUCUGGUAUGUCCAAUUCCUUAUCUUCUAAAGAGGUAGAUGGUAACUCCAAAGAGAAAUUAAGGGAUACAGGUUUGCAAAGACAGAAUUCUAGAUAUUCAGAAGGCAGCUCUGAUUACACUAUUGUAACAGGAGAUGAUCUGGGGGAGUUUUUUGAUAGCAAAUCACCUACUUCCAAGGCGUCUACUCCCCGGGAGGGAAAUAUUAGCCUGGAUCGAUCCUUUUCUGAAACAUUCUUAGAAGAGGCAUGCAAAAUAAAAGAGAGUGCUUCUGAAACACUCAAGGCAACCUUUCUCCGUAGUCAAAACAGUGCAUUUAGAACGUGGAAAGAAAAAGAAGCAGAGAAAAAGGAGGAAAAAACACCUGUGGGAAAACUGAAAAUUUCAUCCAAAGGUGACUGGAAAGCUGAUUUGGGAGAAAUCUCAGCCAGCAAAUCAACCAAAAUGUCUCGUCUCUUUGUCCCAAAUAUUCAACAAACAUCCAAAGAAAAGCAAUCCAGCACACAGGUGACAAAAUACUCCACAGCAACCAGUGCAACAGCUCAGACAGCUAUUGCCACCACAAUGGUAAAGCACAAACCGCCUGAGAUCAAGAUCAGCUUGGGCAGCGUGCAGCAGAAUAAAGAUAAUCCUUUCAAUAUUGCCAAGCUUCUCACACCCAAGAUCACUGGAAGUGUACCAAACUUUUUAAAGACAGUUGAUGAUACCAGAUGUCAGCAGCAAAAACAAUUCAAAGGGGAAACUAUGGAUAAAGUGCCUCAGUUUCAAGUACGUGAUGUCAGAGAAAAUAAGGCUAAGGUCCAAGGGCCUAUCCAUCAGGUAAGAGAUGUCAGGAAACUAAUCAAAAGUAACUAUGGCCAUGAGUCAGGGGAUAACAGUGAUAGGGGCAGCGUCAACUCUGAUCAGGGAACCUCUGAACAGAAACCAAAGCAGCUGGUGACAGCAGGCAUUCCCAGGUCUCUUUCUCCUAUGGUGAUAACUUGUCAAGCAGUAAGCAAUAUCAAGGAGGACAAGAAGGUCAGCAAGACUUCUGACAUGGAGGCCAAAGCAAGCAGUGGAGGCAAGAUGCUGUCUUCAAACCAAGAGGGGACAAUCCUGGUGCACAGAACCUCAGGGAGGCUACCUGUGGCAACUAUUGCUCCUAACAAAAGUGACCCUCAUCAGCCUGCUGUGCUGAAGAUAGUCUCCAAAACCUCUGUGCCUUGGAGGCAGCAAGCACAGCCAGCACCACAGCCUCAACCAUCAACACCAGAGAAGAGCAGCAAGGUAGGGCCAUUGAUGGCUACUGGAGAAGAAGAAACUUCACGAGAUGAAGCAGCCAAGGCAUCUGUCACAGUAAACCACCAAGCACUGGAGAAACUUACGGCAGCAGUUCGGAGUAUGGAGGAACUCUACAGCUUCCACAAAAAUGAGUGGAAGCGCAAGAGUGAUCCACUGCCCAUAACUGACAGCCAUGUUCUUUCUCUCAUCGCAAGUGAGGAACGGAACAUGGGAGCCAUGCCUUGUGCCAGGGAAGAGUCAAUGGCAGGUGCCAAGGCUGACGACCAGAUGACAGGUCAGACAACAUCCCCCAGCAGCAUCACCAACAGCAGAAGUGCCCCAGAGCGCCAACCCAACAGCAGAGCCACCAACCCCACCAAGAAUGCAGAGAAGGUCUCAGCCAAGAUGGCUGCCUUUGAGAAUAUGGCACUGUCUCAGGAGCGACCACGUGGCCCCGGCUUCCGUAGGGAGACAAUGACCACUGCCACCACAGCAGCUCAGGAGAGAGGCAGAGCCCCAGUGGUCCCUCGAAGCACUUUCACCUUCAAUGCUCAGGGCCAGAAGGCCAAACAGAAGCAGCCAAAAGAGUCUUCUCCUUCCCCCCCACCAAGAGGCCUCAAAGGCCAGGGCAGGCCUCGUUCAAUCAAACUGUUUGGGGACAGGCAGGGGAGCCUUGUGGAGGCUGAAAAGGGCUCCAAGCUGGCAGCUCCGGACUGUGGGAAUUACUUGGCCAUCCCUCUCAAGGCAUCCUCUGUGGAACAAACAGGAACAGCUCCCUCAGGAGAUGGGGGUAGUCACUCAGGCAUAGUCUCUGCAACCUCAGCUGCAGCCGCACUAUGCAGCCAACAGUCCUACAACUCAGGGAGAAACCAGGUCAGCAGCAACCAGGCUAAGGUGCAACAGCAGCCUGAAGAAAGCACAAGUGGCCUUGCGACAGGUAAUCAUCAGGCUCCUUCUUUGCAACAGCAGCAACAGCCACUGCCUCAGGCAACAGCUGCUGCACCUCAACUUGAAGUGCCUCCUGCACAAUUUUUCCCCCAGGCUUUAUCUCUUGCAGCUGCUGCAGCCGCCUUGACAGGGGCAGCCCAGCCAGCACCCCUGCUCUGCUUCUCACCUCCCAUGCCCACAGCGUCUGCUGAAACCUCUACUUUUUCACCACCUCAGACGCAGCGCAAAGUACUCCUGGACCUGAGCACAGGCCAGUGUUAUGUGGUAGACACACCAGUGCAGCCUCCACCACCUCAGAAGCGACGCCUCUUUGACCCAGAAACAGGACAGUAUGUGGAAGUGCCCUUGCCUGUCACCCAGCCACCUCCUGCACCAGCAGCCAUGGCUCCCAUGACCCUCCCCAUGACACUAGGCCCAGCAGCAGCAGCAGGAACCUAUGGCACUCCAGCGGCUGCCUAUAUGAUCUACCCGGGCUUCCUACCAGCUGUUUUGCCUGCCAGCACCUUGCAGGGCCAGCUGGUCCAGCAUUCUAGUGGUGACCUCAGUGCCAUUGCCUCAUCCAGCCCUGGAGCUGACAGCCCUUACUACAUGCCUACGGGCAAAGGUACACAACAGCAGCAGCAGCAGCAUCAUCAACAACAAACAGCUCAAGGAGAGGGGAAGGCACCACUCAUCAGCAUUACCUCGCAACCACUGGGCCCCAGGAUCAUUGCCCCACCAUCUUUUGAUGGCACCACUAUGCGCUUUGUUGUGGAGCAUCGGUGAUGGAGAGACAGCUGAGGACUGCUUCUGCGAGUGCUGCUGCCAUGGGCACAAAGAACAAGAAUUUAUCUCCAUUAAUCUGAAAACAACUUGUUAAUGCUAAAGUGUCAUUUAAAAAGCUGCUUCAUAU
Messenger RNA from Sceloporus undulatus (fence lizard), 5311 nucleotides. RefSeq names its product chromosome 5 C4orf54 homolog (gene C5H4orf54). NCBI's taxonomy places the organism in Eukaryota, Metazoa, Chordata, Lepidosauria, Squamata, Phrynosomatidae. The record is from RefSeq and is a predicted model, not a curated record. Bases 1 to 5184 code for a protein of 1727 amino acids. The transcript has 4 exons.